GGUGCUCAUCUCCGUUUCAAAGCCAAAGAGCCAGCGCUGUCCGAAGACGUCGCCAUGGUCAUGUGGCCAGCAUGACUAAAUGCCAAAGGCGCACGGAACGCUGUUACCUUCCCACCAAAGGAUGUGGGGCCUGCUCGCCACGCUGCUGUUUUUCCCCCUUGGCUGUCAUGUGGAUGCUACAUGUCCCAGGACUGAUUUUAGAAACUUCAGUGACACGCCGUGCCUCAAUUUUAGUGGCCAGUUUCCUUCCUCUGAAGUCAAUUUCAGUAUAUGGAAACAAGUGAAAGAGUUGGAUCUGUCCAAUAACGUCAUCACAACGUUAUCCGAAUUGGAGUCUGCAAAAAAGCUGGAAUCGUUGUUUCUUCACAAAAAUAAACUGAAGAGACUUCCUUCCGACUUCUUUAACAAAACACCCAACUUGAAGGUCCUGAGUUUGGAGAAGAACCAGCUUGGCUCUCUAUCCAUUGCAGAGUCCUAUCGGUGCCUGAAGGAGCUCCGCGUGGACUGUAAGUGCAGUGUGGCUAGAGGCAUUGUGAAUUAUUGCCACAACUGCUCAAACCAAGGCAUCAAAUGCCAGUGCUUCACUUCUGAAAGACUGGAUAAUGUAACUGAUUUCUACAAGGAUAGGUGCUCUGCUAGCACUGGGUAUGAUCUCUACAUUGGCAUCAUCAUAUCAAUUUUGAUUCUGCUCCUUUUGGCCAUCCUGGUUUUCUUUGUAAUCCGGUGGAAGAAAGGGGCCCCCAUCAACCAAGGAAAACGAUCUUCCAACACAUCUGAAGGCGCUUCUGGACAAUCAAGGUACGUCAGCCACUUACCUCAGCCAGGGAACGCAUUUCAGGACACGGAGUUCCACGAAGACUAUGAGAACGUCUUGAAAGACCAAUCCAAGGGCAAAGUGGGCAAAGUGAAAAGCAGGCAAGGCAACCACCAGAGCCAGAAGGAGACCACCACCAACAGGUUUCCAUCGAAAGGUGAGAACAGCGAUUCUGCUGAAGGCCAUCAGCCCGUCUACGCCAAUACUCAGGAAUUAUAUUACAACUAUAGUGGAAAAUCUAUCCCGGAAGCAGUAGAUGAUGUCUACAUUAUUCCAGACCAGUGAUACCUCUUGGCUCCAUAAACACUGCUAUGACCAAGGAUGACCCAAAACAUAUCCUGGGCCUUUCCUGUUGCAAUGCCUGUUCUCAGAACACCAUACCUCAAUUCAUUUGGCCCCAACUUGCAGGCAUUUUGUAAAUCCCUGAAGAGCUAGAUGGGACCUACAGGCUGGGUGAGACCAUCACUGUGGCUUUCUUUGGCAUGGUUAUGGUGAUGUGGUGGAAUGGAUUGUCUUCAGGCGCCAUUAUGUUAUCUUCUCAUUGCUUCAUUCAUUAGGUUUGUUUUGUUGAUUUGGAUUACCUAUGUUUUCUAUCUAUGAGGUAGGAGACCUUCUCUGCUCUUGCCCCACACUUUAAGGCAUGUUAAUCAGAGGUGGGUUUCAGCAGGUUCUGACCAGUUCUGGAGAACCGGUAGUGGAAAUUUUGAGUAGUUCGGAGAACCAGUAGUAAAAAUUCUGAUUGGCCCCACCCCCAUCUAUUCUCUGCCUCUCAAGUCCCAGCUGAUCGGGAGGAAAUGGAGAUUUUGCAGUAUCCUUCCCCUGCCACGCUCACCAAGCCACAUCCACCAAGCCAUGCCACGUCCACCAAGCCACACCCACAGAACCGGUAGUAAAAAAAUUUGAAACCCACCACUGAGGGUCCCAGAGGCAAGAGGAGCCCCAAUACUUCUGGUUUUUUGGAUGAGGGUUAAGACCUAGCCCUGCCAAUGAGCAUGGGAGUCUAAAAGGAUGAUACAGCCCUAGGGAAAGGAGUUGGCUUGGGGACACUCCUUCCACCUUGUUAACCUGAAUUCUUUAAACUUUGGUUUUCUCUUUUAACGUGUAAAUGUUCAACUUGUUCUUAAUUUUGUUUUUAACCGUGUUUUUAACCAUGUGUUUAGAUUGAUUUAUGAUGUGGUGAUAAACUGUCCAGAGUGACUUAUGGUAUAGAAAUGUAGUAAAUGUAAAUAAAUAAACAAAUACAAUAAAUGAACAAAUGGUCAUUUUGUGAUGGUAUUUCACUUUUCUGAGGAAUCAGUUUGGUACAGUGUGCUGGCCUAGAAACCAGGAGGCUGGAGUUCUAGUUCUGCCUUAGGCAUGAAAGCCAACUGGGUGACUUUGGGCCAAUCACCAGGAGACUGUGAGUUAUAAUCCCGUUUUAGGCACGAAUGUCAGCUAGAUGUGAUCUUGGGUCAGUCACUGUCUCUCAGCCCAACCCACCUC
Molecule: messenger RNA, 2296 nt
Organism: Ahaetulla prasina
Lineage: Eukaryota; Metazoa; Chordata; Lepidosauria; Squamata; Colubridae
Gene: LRRC25
Product: leucine rich repeat containing 25
Exons: 3
Coding region: 80-1099 (339 amino acids)
Molecular function (GO): protein binding
Source: RefSeq, a predicted model, not a curated record